CCGAAAUUAGGUGAUGAAAGAGCAAGUCGGAGGAGCAAGGGAUCAUAUAAAUGGAUUUGCCUGAUGAUGUGAUCCACCACAUCUUCUCGUUCAUGCCCACGAAAGAUGUCGUCAAGAUCUGUGCCUCGUCGACACGAACCUGGACCCACGUCCAGAACCUCGAGGUCUUCGAUUUCGAUAUAUCCCUGCACAAGAGCAGCAAGCUCCUCAGUUUCACCUCGUUCAUGGACCGGUUGGAUCAGCACUACCCCACAGGCAAGAAGUUGAAGAGAUUCUCUCUUCGCAUCUGGCCCCACUGCCACGAUAUCCAUACGAAUAUCGAUUCAUGGAUUCUAUUUGCUGUCAAAAACAAGGUGAAGCAUCUGUCCCUGGAUCUGCAAUCCUACCCGUUGCCUGAUUUCAUGUGCUUGCAUUCGGGACUCGAGAGCCUUCACAUCUCGGAUUGCAAAUUCCGAUCCCCGUGGCCAGGCUUGUCCUGGGGUCGUCUUAAAGAAUUAUCAAUCUGUAGUGUGCGGUUGAGCAACAACAUACUCCGAAAAAUUUUGUCCGGGAGCCCUGUGCUUGAGCUGCUGAAACUGCAAUUUUGUCGCGGACUGAACAAAAUCAGAAUAGGGAAGUCCAGGAGAUUGAGGGAGCUUGUGAUAGAUUCACAGGAGGGCUGCCAUCGACUUGAAAUCAUCGCUUCAAGCUUGCUCAUACUUCGUCUACGAGGAAACUUGCAAUGCCUGGAGUUGAAGCUGACGGAAAUAUCUUCAGUGGUCGAAGCUGAGCUUGACUUAUACCCCCAGCCGGUUAAGCCGACAAAUGGAGGGGAUAGUGAAAAUCCUCAGCAAAUCUUAUUCGGCAUGUUCGAGGACAUGCUCAACAAGCUGCGACAUGUUUCAACUUUACACAUCGGUUAUUGGUGUCAAGAGAUGGUAUCCCGCAUGAUUGAUGCAGAAUUCAAUUUUCAGGUGUUGACUGAAUGGAAGAACUUAAUAAUCGUCCCUGGCAUUGAUCGACGAUUAAAUCAUCUUGUUAUCACUACCUUGCUAGACAGAUCACCUCAUCUUGAAAAUUUAGAGCUAAGAUGGAUCCGCUAUCAUAAGUGUUAUUUUCAUGAGAAAGAACCGAGCCAUGCUGUCCUUGAUGAUCAAGAAAAGCUCCGCAGAACCAAGAAGGCGAUAUUCGAGGGCCUGGUCAAGUACCUGACGAACCUGAAGACUUUGGUCAUGAGGUGGCCCAACUCUCCUAGACUGGCAACGAUGCAAGCUUAUGAUUUUGGGAAUGGAGGACAGGAAAGGGUUCAACUGGUGGCACAAAUAAUUACAAGCCAUUCACGAGUCUGCGACUGUUGAAUCAAAUCAAUUUUAUCCCCAUGAGUAUAUGAUCUUUAGAAGCCAAUUAGUCUUUAGAAUCCCUAUCAGUUGGAGUUUCUUUCACAUAAUCUUGACUUGUAAACCGGUGGGCGAUUGUUUGGUCUACUGAGCUCAUGCUGAAUUUCCAAGGCUUAAUGUGACUGAAAUUACU
Molecule: messenger RNA, 1509 nt
Organism: Punica granatum (pomegranate)
Lineage: Eukaryota; Viridiplantae; Streptophyta; Magnoliopsida; Myrtales; Lythraceae
Source: RefSeq, a predicted model, not a curated record